AUGACCAAAACUCCAGACUAUUAUAAAAUCCUGGGCGUAUCUAGCGAUGCGACACAGCCGCAGAUUCGCAGCGCAUACAAGAGGGAAUCGCUAAAAUCGCAUCCCGACCGUGUACCUGCCGACUCCCCCGAGCGGCCUGCGCGGACCAAGAAGUUCCAAGAGAUCAACGACGCCUACUACACUCUAUCGGAUCCCACUCGCCGCCGAGAAUACGAUCAAACCCGCGCCUUUGAACAAGCCGAGGAUGAAGCAGAUGAAGAGAUCCCCACAGGCGGUCGUGGCUUCCCUUGGUCUGCCUUCGGCUUCGGCAGCCGCGAGGAGCGAGACGAUGAUCAAUUUGGGUCUGUUUUCGAGGAGAUGUUGCGCGAGGAGGGCCUGGCCGAAGAAACGGGCGACAACGGUAACCGACGGACUCAACCCACUGGGCGGUUCUGGGCGAUCGUUGGUGGAGUUAGCGGAGGAGCACUGGGCUUCAUUGUUGGUAAUGUUCCCGGGGCCUUGGCUGGAGCGGUGGCUGGAAAUCGACUCGGUGCAGUCCGUGAUGCGAAGGGAAAGAGCGUCUAUGAGGUCUUCUUGGACUUACCGCAGCCGGAUCGAGCGCGCCUGUUGAGUGAGCUCGCAGCCAAGGUCUUCCAGACUACCAUGGGAAGGUAG
Penicillium diatomitis is the source of this 654-nucleotide messenger RNA. Its product is annotated as putative DnaJ chaperone (Caj1). The transcript is spliced from 4 exons. NCBI's taxonomy places the organism in Eukaryota, Fungi, Ascomycota, Eurotiomycetes, Eurotiales, Aspergillaceae. The coding region runs from base 1 to 654 and encodes 217 amino acids. The record is from RefSeq and is a predicted model, not a curated record.